Phytophthora infestans T30-4 is the source of this 2319-nucleotide messenger RNA. RefSeq lists its product as uncharacterized. The coding region runs from base 1 to 2319 and encodes 772 amino acids. NCBI's taxonomy places the organism in Eukaryota, Oomycota, Peronosporomycetes, Peronosporales, Peronosporaceae. The record is from RefSeq and is a predicted model, not a curated record. The transcript is spliced from 2 exons. Gene Ontology annotation, molecular function: protein binding.
AUGUCACUGGCCUUAACUUCGACGAUUCCGUGCAACGACGUCCCCUUCUUGUCUCCACAAAGAAUCCCUCCUGCAGUUCUACAAGAGGAUCCGUGUUCAUGGUACAAGCCGCCAGCUCGACGACUACAAGACGCACUUCAAGAAUGCGCAGAUAUCGAUCAAGAGCUGAAAGUUCUAGAGACUUCAGGCCACAGUGACGACGACGAAGAUACUUCGUCCGACCCAUUCAUCGAUCAGUUCUACGACGAACAAGGACGGACAUUGUCCGAACAAUUAUUAUGUGGUCGAAUGCGAGUUUUGGCACUGGUAAAGUUGAUCCACGGACAACAUAGUAUUAGUAAAGCUCAUGCUGAACUUGAAUUGGGCGAGACUUACGCUAGAAUGAAUCUCUGGAAGCAGGCCGAGCUGCAUGCUUCGUGUACUGCUAGUCUUCUCCGCGAAAUCGAGAUCUCGUCACAAAAGGAGAAAGGAGCAACUGGAAGACAGAAAGAAAGGGGAAACUUGCUACGACUAGCUCUGGAGUUCUGCUACGAAGCUCAAUGUGACGAAACAGCUCGAGGUCGCGUAUCUGCUGACGACUUACAGACGCUAUUGAGCAAACACGGAGACGCUGGUAGUCGCAAUCAACUUCUAGCUGCCGUUUUCGAACGCGAUAUGUUGGAGAAGGCGUUUGCGUCGAAUCAAACUCUUCAUUGGCAGAAGCUGCUGCUGCGACUCGAAGAGAUCAGCGAGGAAAUGCAUCAACAUCUCACGUUUGUGUCUGCACGAUUGCCUCCUGGUGUAGCGCAGAUGCUGAUUGCUUUAUUCGUAUCUCUCGACACAGCAGAAGACGGUAUCGUGCCAUUCCACACGUUUCUCGAUCGUCUGCAGACAGCAAAUACGGACUUGAGUAACCGGAAAUCCUCUGCUGUGUCGUAUAUCCGAGGUCUCUGUGCUACGCUACAACGUGUACUCAAUCGAGUGUGCUACCACUCGCUCACAUGGACAGAGAUCCUAACGCUCGGAGCGCACAGCAAUCUUCAACUUCCUCUAAACGACGAUGACUCGAAAUUCGACGACAGUCCACCAGCGCUUCUAGGACGAGUCAAACUGCUCUUAAGUCGCGUGUAUCUUCGACGAGGGCAGCUCGAAGAAGCCGUGCGAUAUGUCGAAGCGGCAGUAAUUGCACGAGAGAAACUCGACGCUGACUGCAGCGAUCUGGUGCAAUUCUAUCUCGUAGCCGCUGAAGCGCAAGCGAGACGUGGACGACAACUCCGCGUUCUCGGACAACAAGCACGUCGCGAUCGUGCCGAAACGUGGCUUCAGUCGACCGAAGGCUCACGGCAUCUGCGCUCUCGAGCACUAGAAGAGGUCGAGCUUGCGAGUGGCACUGGACAUCCUUUAUUGUCGAGAAAAGAAGCGGAGGCUCGUGCAAGAACGGUGUUGAUCCGAGAGCUUACGCUCUCUCCCCCACCGUCAACACUCAGUGCGAAUCGUAUGGGGGGUGACUGUGAAGUUUCGGCUCGUUCGCUGAUGGAUGAAGCGCUGGAAAGCUGCAACAGGGCAUGGGAACUUCAGGAACGUCACUUUGGUCGGGACCACGUCACCACUGCAGCGGUACACGUGAGUCUUGCGCAGGUCCAUCUUCUUCGAAGUAUCAAUGAGGAUCGAGCGAGUGCUGACGAAGCGAAAGAAGCGGCUCGUGAAGCGCAGCACUGCUUCAUUGCAGCUAUCGACAUCUACGAGAACGCGUGCAGCGGAACUGUCCCCGCUUCAGCGUUUCUCCGUCUCGAACUGGCCAAAUUGUACCAACAAGAUCAACUGAAGCUCGAUAAAGCUUGCUCCGAGUAUGAACUUGUAGGUCGAUUCUUCGCGACCUUUUCCUCUGAGUUCGCAGGCUGUGAAAGUACCAAACGGGAGUGUACUGCCCUGGCGUUGGAUGCCUUCCGUCAAUGGAUCACACUUAGUCGAAGUGGGCGCACGACUUCAUUGGACGACCAGCGACUUGUGCUCGAGGAAAUGCUCAACGUUAGUGUCAAUGGAUACGGCGAAUUCUCGAUCGAGGCGUGUCAAAGUGCCGCGGAACUGGCAAGAAUGCUGCAUCGAAUAGCAACGUCGAGAGAGGGGCGACUAGAACCCCAAAGCGAGAUCCAGGAUAAACUGCGCGCUGCUACGAAGCUGCUAAGGUCUGCUACGUACAUCGCAGAGAGUUUGUUAGGGGCCAAUGAUCGACGAUCACGGAAGUAUCGCAAAGACGCCAAUGAAAUCGAGUCGACGAUGCGAUCUACGCGUGCAGGGGAGCAAGAAGACGGCGGAGGACACGAAUGGCUCACGAUCUAG